UGGGUGGUGGCGGCGCUGUCCGGGGUGCUGAUCUUCACCACCGUGGUGGACAUCGUGGGCAGCCUGCUGGUGGUCGUGUCCGUCUUCAAGAACCGCAAGCUCCGCAACUCGGGUAAUGCAUUUGUGGUGAGCCUGGCUUUAGCAGACCUGGUGGUGGCCUUGUAUCCAUACCCACUGGUGCUCUUUGCCAUCUUCCACAAUGGAUGGACCUUAGGUGAAAUGCACUGUAAAGUGAGUGGCUUUGUGAUGGGUCUAAGCGUAAUAGGGUCCAUCUUCAAUAUUACUGCAAUUGCAAUAAACCGAUAUUGCUACAUAUGUCAUAGCUUUGCUUAUGAUAAAGUGUAUAGCUGUUGGAACACAAUGCUAUACGUCUGCUUAAUUUGGUUAUUAACGAUCAUUGCAACUGUGCCAAACUUUUUUGUUGGCUCCUUAGAGUAUGAUCCACGCAUCUAUUCCUGCACAUUUGUUCAGACUGCUAGCUCCUACUACACCAUAGUGGUGGUUGUAAUUCAUUUCAUAGUACCCAUCAGUAUUGUGAGCUUCUGCUACCUUCGGAUUUGGAUCUUGGUGAUUCAUGUAAAACGAAGAGUCAAAUCAGAAACAAAGCCAGGACUGAAGCCCAGUGACUUCAGAAACUUUCUCACCAUGUUUGUGGUUUUUGUGAUCUUUGCCUUUUGUUGGGCACCACUGAACUUCAUUGGACUGGCUGUAGCCAUCAACCCUUUGGAAAUGGGACCAAAAAUUCCUGAGUGGUUGUUUAUCGUAAGCUACUUCAUGGCCUAUUUCAACAGUUGCCUUAAUGCAAUAAUAUAUGGACUUCUUAACCAGAAUUUUCGGAAAGAAUAUAAACAAAUUUUAAUGUCAUUGUGGAUGCCACGAAUUUUCUAUCAGGAAACAUCCAAAGGAGGAACAGACGGGCAGAGGAGCAAGCCUUCUCCUGCUUUGAACAACAAUGACCAAGUCAAAACGGAUACUUUGUAAAAUGUAUUACAGGGAAUGAAAAGACUGCCAAUGAUCAUUCCAAUAAUGUAGUUAUAGGGGUAUGGCCAUUUUUGCUUACUUUUCUGUGCUUUCCAUUUGAAUGGUAUACAGUGACUAGGAUCCUGUCUUGAUAAAGCACAUUGCUCUUACAAACUCAUUUAUACACAAUAUGCAUUUAAAAUCUGCUUUGAAUGAAGA
Molecule: messenger RNA, 1179 nt
Organism: Alligator sinensis (Chinese alligator)
Lineage: Eukaryota; Metazoa; Chordata; Crocodylia; Alligatoridae
Product: melatonin receptor type 1B
Exons: 2
Biological process (GO): G protein-coupled receptor signaling pathway
Cellular component (GO): membrane
Molecular function (GO): melatonin receptor activity
Source: RefSeq, a predicted model, not a curated record